Molecule: messenger RNA, 633 nt
Organism: Canariomyces notabilis
Lineage: Eukaryota; Fungi; Ascomycota; Sordariomycetes; Sordariales; Chaetomiaceae
Exons: 1
Coding region: 64-507 (147 amino acids)
Source: RefSeq, a predicted model, not a curated record
AGACGCGUCGGACGCGGCGGGACGCGCUUUAUUCCCUUGGAACAAUUAAACACGAAUUCACCAAUGAGCAUGGUCGCGAGAACCCUAACCCUGACAUGGUAUGCCAGCAGCUCUUCCGGCAGCUCAGGGGGUGGACUCUUGUGCUUUGGCUUAUUCUCCAACCACAAGCACUUGGCUUUCAUAAUACAUGAAUAUCCAACUGGGGCUAUAAUACUAUACGGAGUACUGUGCCCUCUCUUUCCUUUUUCUGUGAUGUCUUGCAAGCGAGGAACAUCUGGCAUCUGGUAUGACAAUGAUACACUGGGCGAAAUGCCUACGGCUCCCCGUAUAUCGAGCCCGAACUCCAAAAUCAGAAUGGAGGUAAAUUGCGCCUCGAGGUCGAGGCUACUCGUAGUGUCCAAGUUCCCAGCCGCCGGCACUUUGAGAUACGUAAGAUUCUCAGCGCGGUGUGCUCAACAUCGGCUUCAACUCGAUCUCCUCUGGUUAGAGAACCCGAACCCGGGGUAGCUUAGCGCUACCGUGACGCUGGUUGGAACGGAGGCUGAUUUGUGGUCGUGUUAACCAUGAAGUUCAUAAAUUCUCGUACAGCCUUCAGUCCGGCUCCGAAUACUGGUGGUGGGACUGAGAGCGCUA